AAACUUUAUACAUAAUAUUUUUCUAUAGCGCAUUUCCUAUAACAGUAAACCAAAACAAUAUAUAAAACAAGUGUUACAUUCUUCUUCUUCUUCUAUCCACUUGUGUUUCGUAGGAAUCAACUUUCAAGAUAUCAUGGCUGAUGUAAGAAGUGAAGAACAAAAGAAGAUAGAUGAAUGGCUUCCCAUAACUUCUUCGAGGAGUGCAAAAUGGUGGUAUUCGACAUUCCACAAUGUUACUGCUAUGGUUGGAGCCGGUGUUCUCAGUCUUCCUUCUGCUAUGGCCCAACUUGGAUGGGGACCUGGUGUAAUGGUGCUGGUGUUAUCUUGGAUUAUAACUUUGUACACUUUAUGGCAAAUGGUUGAGAUGCACGAAAUGGUUCCAGGGAAGCGUUUCGAUAGAUAUCAUGAGUUGGGGCAGCAUGCUUUUGGGGAAAAGCUUGGGCUAUGGAUUGUGGUGCCUCAACAAGUAAUUGUGGAAGUUGGUGUUGACAUUGUUUAUAUGGUGACAGGGGGAAGAUCACUCCAGAAGGUCCACGACUUGGUUUGCAAACCUGGGGAUGGCUGCAAAGAAAUCAAACUAUCAUACAUCAUCAUGAUAUUUGCCUCUGUCCAUUUUGUGCUCUCUCAUCUUCCCAAUUUCGAUUCCAUAUCUGGUGUGUCUUUGGCUGCUGCUGUCAUGUCCUUAAGUUACUCUACAAUUGGCUGGGCGGCUUCAGCAAGCAAGGGCGUGCAGCCGGAUGUGAACUAUGGUCGCACUGAUGAAACAGAUUUGGGAGUUGUUUUCAACUUUUUCACCACGUUGGGAGAUGUUGCUUUUGCUUAUGCGGGGCAUAAUGUGGUGUUAGAGAUCCAAGCUACAAUCCCUUCAACACCGGAGAAGCCUUCCAAAGGACCCAUGUGGAGGGGUGUUGUCGUUGCUUACAUUGUUGUGGCUGUGUGUUAUUUCCUUGUUGCUCUUGUUGGCUAUUUGGUGUUUGGGAAAGAUGUUGAAGACAACAUUCUCAUCUCCUUACAGAAACCUACAUGGCUCAUUAUCAUGGCUAACUUAUUUGUUGUUGUCCAUGUUAUUGGAAGCUAUCAGAUCUAUGCAAUGCCUGUGUUUGACAUGCUUGAGACCCUGCUUGUCAAGAGACUCAAGUUCAAGCCUACCUGGUACUUGCGAUUUAUUACCAGAAACAUCUAUGUUGCUUUUACAAUGUUUUUUGCAAUUGCUUUCCCUUUCUUUGGUGGGCUUUUGGGAUUCUUUGGAGGAUUUGCUUUCGCCCCAACAACAUAUUUCCUUCCUUGCAUCAUGUGGCUUGCCAUCUAUAAACCAAGAAGAUUCAGUCUCUCUUGGAUUAUUAACUGGAUUUGCAUAAUAUUGGGAGUUCUGUUGAUGAUUUUAGCACCUAUCGGCGCCUUAAGAAGCAUCAUCAUUAAAGCCAAGGGCUAUGCAUUUUUCUCUUAGGGAAUGUGUAACUUGUGUCUUGGAUUGAUGUUUGUUUUAUCUAGUAUCCUAAAUUAACGAAUUCUUAGCAUGUGUGAUUGGCUUUUUUGUACCUUUUGACCGUACAAAUCUUCACAAUGCAAAUGUUUGUUGGACUCA
Molecule: messenger RNA, 1585 nt
Organism: Capsicum annuum
Lineage: Eukaryota; Viridiplantae; Streptophyta; Magnoliopsida; Solanales; Solanaceae
Product: lysine histidine transporter 1
Exons: 8
Coding region: 134-1447 (437 amino acids)
Cellular component (GO): plasma membrane
Source: RefSeq, a predicted model, not a curated record